Messenger RNA from Aspergillus glaucus CBS 516.65, 756 nucleotides. RefSeq lists its product as uncharacterized. NCBI's taxonomy places the organism in Eukaryota, Fungi, Ascomycota, Eurotiomycetes, Eurotiales, Aspergillaceae. The coding region runs from base 142 to 672 and encodes 176 amino acids. The transcript has 3 exons. The record is from RefSeq and is a predicted model, not a curated record.
CUGUCUAUCAGUCCGUCUCAGUCCGGUAACAAGUAGGAGUCCCAAGAGCCGGACAUAAAAGUGAGUAUUGACGGCAUAUUGCAUGAUUUUCAGACAAUAACUACAUAUAAUCCCUUCAGCCGGGAUGGCCAUUAUGCAAUCAUGUCUUGUUGCGCAUUAAUUCACACCAUGGCAAAGUGGAGAUGCGAUGUCCACCUCGACCUGUGGCCAUUGGGGCCUUGUCUGCGGGCUCUUCAGCCAUCGAAGCCGUGUAUGGUGCAUUUGGCAGACAGCGGGUCUACAUCCCUGCACCGGCGGCCAGGAUCGGCUGGAAUGGAAGACGAUGAAUCGUGGAAGGGGAGCAGAAGGAGAUGCCCGGGGGUUUGUGAACCGGUACACUCCGUAUAUGAACACUUGCUUUUCCCACUGAUCUCGUGCAUCUCGUGUUCACUUUUUCUUCUUCUCCCCGAUUAUUCUUAUUCUUAUUCAGCCGUGAAAAACGUUUGUUUGUUCGUCAAAGUUUGUGCCACCGGUGGAGGAGAGUCAGGUGACCGGCGCUUUUCAAAGUCUCCCAACUCGCCUCGCUUUCGUUUAUUGAUUCAUUUCCAAUUGUUCUUUCAUUCUAUUGUUCUUCUUAUAUUCAAACCUCCUCGUGGUUCCCCCUCCCCCCCGGAGUGCAGAUCUUUGUCAUGAUGGCUGCUCCUCCCCCUAGGCACUCCAACUCCUCCACUCCGAUCCGGGACAGCAGUAAUGCUAAUGCUCCGACCACAAGAGAUU